Molecule: messenger RNA, 1038 nt
Organism: Drosophila ananassae
Lineage: Eukaryota; Metazoa; Arthropoda; Insecta; Diptera; Drosophilidae
Product: inactive pancreatic lipase-related protein 1
Exons: 3
Coding region: 16-1038 (340 amino acids)
Biological process (GO): lipid metabolic process
Molecular function (GO): lipase activity
Source: RefSeq, a predicted model, not a curated record
GUUUAGACUUUAGUCAUGAGCAAUUAUCGAGUUGUUUGUUCGAUCCUCAUCGUAAUCCUGAUCUUGCACUCCUCGGGAUGUUCAAGAGGAGAGCAAGAGCUUCGUGGCUGGCUGCCGGAGUUUUGUAUUUUCGGGGAACAUCAGUGUCCGAACUCGAGAGUUUCUUUUUGGCUUUACACCAACCAAACAAGAGAUAACCCAGUGCAACUGGACCCCAUUAAUCCUCAAGCGGAGCUUUUCCAGCCUCGACUUCCUUUGAAAAUACUCAUUCACGGUUUUAUAGGAAACAGGAACUUGACACCCAACCUCGAGGUUCGGGACGUUCUUCUCCAGACCCAGCCAGUGAAUGUGAUCUCAGUGGAUUAUGGGACAUUGGUGCGAUGGCCCUGCUACUUUCCAUGGUCUGUGUCAAAUGCCCCCAUUGUCUCAGAGUGCCUGGCCCAGAUGAUAAACAACUUGGUCUCUGCUGGCAUUUACAGACGGCAGGACAUCCAUUUAAUUGGCUUCAGUUUGGGUGCCCAGGUCGCCGGCAUGGUGGCCAAUUAUGUCACAGAGCCAUUGGCCAGGAUAACUGGCUUAGAUCCUGCAGGACCUGGUUUCAUGACACAGUCUUCGUUACAGCAAAAGUUGGAUCGCAGCGAUGCUGAUUUUGUGGACAUUAUCCAUACCGAUCCCUUCUUUUUCUCCAUGCUUCCGCCCAUGGGUCAUGCGGACUUUUACCCUAAUCUCGACCAGCUUAACCAGCGCGGAUGCAGUUACAUCAGCAACUGGCGGUUCUUCAACUGCAAUCACUACAGGGCAGCCGUAUAUUAUGCGGAAUCUAUUACCUCGGACCGCGGAUUCUGGGCCCAACAAUGUGGUGGUUGGCUGGAUUUCUUUUCUCAGCGCUGUAAUCACUAUUCCAACAUGCCCAACACCCAAAUGGGAUACUUUGUUUCCGGGGAUGCUUCGGGUUCCUACUUUCUUUCAACUCAUGAAGUGUCUCCCUUUGCCAAAGGACCUCUUGUAGAUAUCACAGUGGAAGUUGCCGAAAAAUGA